AUGUCGGUGGUUUCGAGCGCGGCAAGCACAAAGAGCGGGAAGAGCGCAAAGAGCGUGAAGAGCGCAAAAAGCGCCAAGAACAAAGAGGAAGAGGAGGUGGCGAACAAAGUGAAGUUGCUUGUCCGGAAGCGUGGCCAAGCGAUGGCGAAGGUGACCAACACCAAGAAAACCGUCGACACGAUCGGAAACGACCUAACCCCAGCGCAGCUGCUCGUGUUCCAGAAGCAGCUCAACAACUACUACUCGGAGUGGCACUUCUUCCACGACCAGAUACUGGAUCUGGUCGAUGAUGAGCAGGUGCAGGACCACAUGGACAACUGCAACAAAUUCGAGGAGCACUACGCGGUGGUGCUGACCGUCCUGGAGACCGUGUCCCUGGCGCAAGCAGCUCCGGCCCGGCAAGAAGAGAAAGUCGUCUUUCAGCAGCAGCCGCUGAAAGUUCCGAUGCCGAGCUUCGACGGCAAGUACGAGAAUUGGCCGAAAUUUAAGUCGAUGUUUCUCGACCUGAUGAGCCGAUCGCGAGACUCCGACGCAAUCAAGCUGUACCACCUCGACAAGGCUCUCGUUGGUUCAGCUGCCGGCUUCAUCGACGCGAAGACAAUCAACGACAACAACUACGAGCACGCAUGGAACAUGCUGGAGGAGCAAUACGAGAACUUGCGGAUCAUCGUGGAUACCCACAUUCGUGGCCUCCUCAGUCUCAAGAAGAUGACCAAGGAGUCGUACAAGGAGCUGAAAGAGCUACUGGACGAGUGCACGCGGCACGUCGCGAACCUCGAGUACCACGGUCAAGAGCUGACCGGAGUGUCGGAGUUGAUGGUAGUAAAUCUACUGUCGGAAGCCCUGGACAAGGGAACGCGCAAGAAUUGGGAGUCGACGCUCGCUCGCGGUGAGUUGCCAACCUACGAGGACACCGUGGCUUACCUCAAGGCGCAGUGCAACGUGUUGGAGCGGUGCGAGGCUGCAAGUGCGUCGACAAAGAGUCCACAAACAAAACCUACUGCGGCGCCAAAAACGACGUCGUACAAGUCACACGCGGCCACGACAGCAGAGAAGACAUCCACGCAGUGCGACUUCUGCGCCGGCGAUCACAUUAACUUCAGUUGCCCCGAUUUCGCCAAGCUAUCAACCAACCAGAGAACCGAGAAGGUGAAGGCGCACCGACUGUGUUUCAACUGCCUGCAGAAGGGGCACAGCGCCAAAGAGUGCAGGUCGAAGAACUCUUGCAGAAAGUGUGAGAAGCGCCACCACACGUUGCUGCACUUCGAGAACGCUCAGCCAGCCAGAUCGUCACACGCCCAGUCGGCGCCCAAGCAGGAGGAGUCGAAACCGAACGUGUCACCAAAGCCCGAGUCCGUGGAGCCGCUACCAAGCGGAUCAUCCGCAACGUCGUGUGUUUGCAACCAGCCUCAAGACUCCCAGGUGUUCCUGAUGACAGCCAUCGCGCAGGUAGUGGACAACAGCGGCGUAGAGCAUCAGUGUCGCAUCCUCCUGGACUGCGCCUCGCAGGUUAGCACCAUCCGUGCAGGCCUUGCCGCGAAGCUAGAUCUACCUACAAGAUCGGUGAACACUGUAGUCGUCGGUGUGAACGGUAAGCGCAGCAACAUCACUCACGAGGUAAGCGUAUCCUUGCAAUCCAUGUACGACGAUUUCCGGGCCACUGUGGACUGCCUGGUCAUGGAGGAGGUAACCAGCAAUCUACCAACCGUGCUGGAGGACGUUUCCUCCUGGGAACUUCCAUCCGGGAUUCAGCUGGCGGAUCCCUCGUUCUUCGUCCCUGGGGAGGUGGACCUCCUUCUGGGGGCCAAACACUUCUGGAGUGCCAUGAAGAGUGGCAAACGCAAACUUGGUCCUGGAUUUCCGGAGCUGCGGGAGACACAAUUUGGCUGGGUGGUAGUGGGGGCUCGCUCGAAGGGGUUCUCCGCUGUCCAAACGUUGAGCUGCAACGUUCUCUCGCUCGAUGAUCUCAACAGUGCGGUCCAGCAGUUCUGGAAGAUGGAGCAGGUCCCCGAAAGUCCUACCUUGUCGUCCGAAGAAGAGUCAUGUGAAGAGUUCUACCAGCGUUCCCACAAGCGGGACGUCGCUGGGCGUUACGUCGUUGGUCUGCCGUUCAAAGAAGGUGUGGUUGAGUUGGGUGAGAGUCGUUCAAUGGCAUUGCGACGAUUCUUGUUCCUGGAACGGCGGUUGGAGAAGGAUCCUGAGCUCAAGCACGAGUAUUCGAAGUUCCUGCGGGAAUACGAAGAGUUGGGUCACUGUGAGCUGGUGGAUGAGACUAAGGACAAACCUGGGACCAAGGCCUACUACAUGCCGCACCACGCGGUAUUGCGACCGUCGAGCACCUCAACCAAACUGCGUGUGGUAUUUGACGCAUCCGCCAAGUCUUCGUCUGGAACAUCGUUGAACGAUCUGCUGAUGGUUGGUCCCCCGGUUCAAGACAGUCUGUUCGCCAUCCUACUGCGCUUUCGCCUCUGUCCGUAUGUCUUCAGUGCCGAUCUCUCUAAGAUGUAUCGGCAAAUUCGCAUCGACCCAGACCACUCGAGCUUCCAACGAAUCUUCUGGCGGGAGAAGCCCGGUGACCCACUCAAGGUGUUUGGUCUGAGCACGGUCACGUACGGAACGGCGUCGGCACCCUUCCUGGCUACUCGCACUCUGGUCCAGCUGGCAGAAGACGAACAGAAAGAGUUUCCCAUCGGCGCUAAAUUACUGAAAGAGAGUUUCUACGUGGACGAUUGUCUGUGUGGAUUCGAGACGUUGGAAGAGGCUGCACAAGCUAUCGACGAGCUCAGGGGAAUCCUUAGCAAAGGUGGGUUUCCCAUUCAUAAGUGGUGUUCAAACUCGCAGCAGCUACUGGAUUUGGUGCCCAAGGACGAGUGGGAGAAGCGAGCGGAGAUACUGCACUCUAGCGUCAAUCAAACCGUGAAGACGUUGGGGUUACUGUGGGAGCCCGAAACCGACCAGUUUCUGUUUCGCUCAAGCAUGGACACAACCUUCGACGAUUGUCCAACCACAAAGCGUCUGAUUUUGUCGACGGUUGCCAGGAUCUUCGACCCACUCGGUUUGAUCUCUCCCGUGAUCGUGGAAGCAAAGUUGCUGAUACAGGACAUCUGGGCAAAGGGCCUGGAUUGGGACCAGCCGGUUCAAGGAAAGUUGCUGCAACGGUGGAUCGAGAUUCGGAGUUCUCUACGUCAAGUGUCGGAGAUAAGCUUCCCACGGUUGGUCAACAGCACAAACGCCGUGCGCAGAGAGCUGCACGGUUUCGCCGACGCGUCCAAGCGAGCCUACGGCGCAAGUGUUUACCUGCGGUGCGUGAACCCCGACGGAUCGGUCACCAUGCACCUGCUGUGCAGCAAAUCCCGGAACGCACCUACACCAGAGAUCACCAUCCCAAAAUUGGAACUCUGUGCCGCGAAGCUUCUGGCGGAACUGAUGGUGAAGGUAAUCGAAGCAGUGAAGAUGGAUUUCGACGACAUCGUCCUCUGGUCUGACAGCCAGAUUGUCCUUGCUUGGUUGAAAAAGGACCUACACCAGCUGUCAGGAUCCUUUGUCAAGAAUCGAGUUGCCGACAUCGUCGCCCUAACAAACCAGUUCACGUGGAAGUACGUCAGAUCGAAGGAGAACCCUGCAGACAUUGUUUCCCGAGGAAAGCCGGCCAGAGAGCUGAAGAAGGACAAUCUCUGGAGGCACGGACUAGUUCUACUAGGCCAACCAAACUACCAAGCCGAGAGCCCACCUGAGCUGCCAGACGAAGAAAUACCCGAGCUCAAACCCGUCGUAGCCAGUGCACCACUUUUAUCGCCAACGUUGGAAGACUUCCCCGUUCUUACCAAAAUCAGCAGCUUUCGAAAACUCCAGAGGGUGUUUGGCUUCGUGCUCCGGUUCGUAGACAACUGCCGCCGCAAGGACAACAGGGUCGUGUCGGACCAUCUGACGAUUGGAGAGCUUCGGCGGUCCCUCAAGGCGUUGGUCCGCUUGGCGCAGCAUACCAGCUCAAUUGGAAGCGACAUCAAGCGGGUGGAGCGAGGUGACCCUUGCAAGCAGGUUCAGUCGCUCAAUCCAUUCAUCGAGGACGGCGUGAUUCGAGUUGGUGGGAGAAUACAAAAAUCAAAACUAUCGUACGAGACCAAACAUCCGAUGAUACUACCUCACAAGCACCCCAUCGUGACAAGCCUCAUCCGAGCACUCCACAAGGAGCAUCUUCACGUGGGCCCGUCCGGGUUGCUCGCGGCCGUCCGCCAGCGGUUCUGGCUGAUCAACGGAAGAUCCGCCGUACGAGAAGUCACGCGCAGGUGCGUGACGUGCUUUCGUUCCAACCCGAGUGGAUCGCACCAGCUGAUGGGAAAUCUUCCAGAGUGCCGUGUUGUCCCGUCGGCACCGUUCGAGUCUACCGGGGUAGACUUCGCUGGGCCGGUGUACAUCAAGUACGGAAUUCGGCGUCCCGCCGUCGUGAAGGCUUAUAUCUCCGUGUUCAUCUGUAUGACGACGAGGGCCAUCCACCUAGAGCUGGUUUCCGACUUGACCUCGGAGGCCUUCCUGGCUGCGCUCCGUCGCUUCACGUGCCGCAGAGGAUACCCCCGUCAAAUGCUGUCCGACAACGGUCUGAAUUUCGUUGGCGCCAACAAGGACUUGAAGGAACUGGUGAGGCUCUUCAAGGAGAAACAGACGCUGAAAGAGAUAAACGAGUUCUGUGAGCCACGAGAAAUCGAAUGGAACUUCAUUCCGCCAAGAGCCCCAAACUUUGGUGGAUACUGGGAGGCCGGAGUAAAGAGUGUCAAGACUCACCUCAAACGAGUUCUUGGAAAGACGCCACUCAGCUUCGAAGAGUACGCCACCGUCUUGACGCAGGUGGAGGCGAUCUUAAACUCUCGGCCGCUUUUCGCUCACAGCAGUGACCCAACGGAACCGACUGCCAUAACCCCCGGCCAUUUCCUGAUCGGCAGAGAGCUGACUGCAGUCCCGGAGCCAAUGCACGACGACAAUCGAAACUUGAGGUGCCGCUGGAAGCACCUACAGGCCAUGCGAGACCACUUCUGGAAGCGUUGGUCCGCCGAGUACCUCACCCAGCUGCAGAAUCGAGCGAAGUGGUCCACCCGGACCCCGAACGUGAAGGAAGGCAUGGUCGUUCUCUUGCGGGAGGACAAUUUGCCGCCACAAACCUGGAAGCUCGCCGUGAUCAUCAAAACUCACCCAGGGGAGGACGGAGCAGUCAGGGUUGUGGACUUGAAGACUGCAGAUUCAAGCUUCCGGCGCCCCAUCUCGAAGAUUUCUCCGCUUCCGAUCGAGUCUUGA
Molecule: messenger RNA, 5286 nt
Organism: Culex pipiens pallens (northern house mosquito)
Lineage: Eukaryota; Metazoa; Arthropoda; Insecta; Diptera; Culicidae
Exons: 1
Coding region: 1-5286 (1761 amino acids)
Biological process (GO): DNA integration
Molecular function (GO): zinc ion binding; nucleic acid binding
Source: RefSeq, a predicted model, not a curated record